Molecule: messenger RNA, 279 nt
Organism: Colletotrichum tamarilloi
Lineage: Eukaryota; Fungi; Ascomycota; Sordariomycetes; Glomerellales; Glomerellaceae
Exons: 2
Coding region: 1-279 (92 amino acids)
Source: RefSeq, a predicted model, not a curated record
AUGGAAGGAAACCUUGAGGAUACCUUCCUUGGAGUGCUUGACUGGCCCAGUUUCGUCUCGUCUGCGGCCAGAUCAGAUCACCGACGGGUUUCGUCCCGUCUUCCGUCGCCGUUGUCAACGUCUGGGACCCGGGCGGAGGAGGGGGCCGUCGCCAUCUACACGAGGCCUCUCGAGACUGGUUUCUCGCUGGUGUCCGUGUCAGAGACUCAAAGAACCCCAACACAUUGGACGACGUCUGUCGGGGUCUUUUGUCUGCCCAUCCCCACCCCCGUAGAAUGA